This is a messenger RNA of Musa acuminata AAA Group (dessert banana), 1386 nucleotides long. Its product is annotated as tetraspanin-6-like. Gene Ontology annotation, biological process: auxin-activated signaling pathway. Gene Ontology annotation, cellular component: plasma membrane; plasmodesma. The record is from RefSeq and is a predicted model, not a curated record. The transcript is spliced from 2 exons. NCBI's taxonomy places the organism in Eukaryota, Viridiplantae, Streptophyta, Magnoliopsida, Zingiberales, Musaceae. The coding region runs from base 151 to 1083 and encodes 310 amino acids.
AUGAGCCACGCAGAAAGGAGGGAAAAAAAGGCAAAUCUCCGCAUCCCGGCAUUCGAAGAAAGCAAGAAUUUUUCUGCGAGCAACGUAGGAAGAAGGCCACCGGCCGUCGGAAAGGGUAAAAGAAAGAGAUUUUGAGAUCAAAAAGCCAGGAUGUACCGCUUCAGCAACUCGGUGAUCGGGUGCCUGAACCUGUUGACGCUCCUGGCGUCGGUCCCGAUCAUCGGCGGCGGGCUGUGGAUGUCGAAGAGCUCGGCGACGUGCGAGUCGUCGCUGCAGACGCCGCUCCUGGUGCUGGGCUUCGUGGUGCUCCUCGUCUCCCUGGCCGGCUUCGUGGGCGCGUGCUUCAACGUGGCCUGGGCGCUGUGGCUCUACCUCCUCGUCAUGCUGCUCCUCAUCGGGACCCUCCUCGGCCUCACCGCCUUCGGCUUCGCUGUCACAGCCGGCGGCGGCGGGGUCCAGGUCCCUGGUCGCCCCUACCACGAGUACCGCCUCGACGACUACACCGGAUGGCUCCGCCGAAGGAUCACGGAGCGGCAGUACUGGAAGGCGGCGAUGGCAUGCGUCGUCGGGUCGAAGACCUGCGCCAAGAUCGCUCUCUGGACGCCUCUGGACUAUCUCCAGCGAGACCUCUCCCCGAUACAGUCGGGCUGCUGCAAGCCGCCGACAUCGUGCACCUACGGCGCCGGGGGGGUGGUGAUGGCGCAAGACGAGGACUGCUACCGGUGGAACAACGCAGCCAACGUGCUGUGCUACGCCUGCGACUCGUGCAAGGCUGGCGUGCUGGAGCAGGUGCGGAGGGACUGGCACAAGCUGUCCGUCCUCAACGUCGUCGUCCUCAUCUUCCUCAUCGCCAUCUACACCAUCGGCUGCUGCGCCUUCCGCAACGCCCGCCGCGCUGAAUCCGAGUAUCCCUACGAAGAGAACCGGAUGUCGAAGAUACGCCCUCGCUGGGACUACUUCUGGUACUCGGACCCACUUUGCUACUCUCCUCUCUGCUCCAAGCACGGCAGAGAUACUAAAGCAGAACUUGUGUCUCGUUGCAGGUGGAGAUGGUUGCGGGACAGAAGAGAACAGCUCUACUAGCGACUUUGUUGUCUUCUCCAUGCAGUCAGCCAGCCAGCCAGCCCAUGGCUGUCAAAUAGUGUGUAAUAGGCGUAGGCUGUAUCGCAAGUUUGCAAGGUUCAGUUGUCUGUGAAGGAACGGAGCUGUCGAUGGUUGCAGCUUCAUGUUGUUGACAUAAAACAUCAGACUUGAUCUGCAAUCUGUAUGAAAAUGUUUCACAAGUUGAUGCUGAGGGCCAUAAUAGCUGAUAGAGCGGAUAUGUAAUCUGUAUGAAAAUGUUUCUUCGUUUGUUGUAUGCGUGAAAGAGAUGAAUCGUCUCCAUCA